AUGACUGAAACAACGAGCACCAACAAGAAACCUCUGAAUGGGAGAAGAGCCCUCCCAUCAAACAACUCCAAUGAGGAAGAAAAUGAAGUCCCUGAAAUGGAGGCUUUUGGAUUGAUACCUAGAGGAUUUAAUCCAAGAGAUUACCUGCGUGUUGUGGACAUUCAGAUGUUCAAGGAGCCCCAUGAGAUGAACAAGCAGCAGCACCACACUGACAAGUACUACAGUCCCAGGCUGAUAGUGCGUCGGGGACAGGCUUUCCAAAUCCAGAUUGACUUCAACCGACCCUACCAGCCAGAGACGGACCAAUUCUGGCUGGAGUAUUUGAUAGGUCGCUACCCACAACAAAACAAAGGCACCUACAUCCCGAUCCUAGUAGGCAACGUGCUGAAACCUGGUGAGUGGGGAGCCAAGAUCACUUACAAGGAGAACAACUCUAUUCGCUUGUCCAUCAUGUCGUCUGCCACAUGCAUCAUUGGGAAGUUUCGCCUGUAUGUUGCUGUCUGGACUCCCUUUGGCAUCCUCCGGACACACAGAAACUCGGCAACCGACACUUACAUCCUAUUCAAUCCCUGGUGCCAGCAGGAUGCCGUGUAUCUGGAUGAUGAGAAGGAAAGGGAAGAAUACAUCCUGAAUGAUGUCGGUAUUGUUUUCCAUGGAAACAUCAAUGACAUAAAAUUAAGAAGCUGGAGUUACGGUCAGUUUGAAGAAAACAUUCUGGAUGCUUGCCUGUUCCUGAUGGACAAGGCAGAACUGGAACUCUCUGGACGUGGAAACCCAAUCAAAAUCUGCCGUGUUGCCUCUGCAGUGAUCAACUCCAGAGAUGAUAAUGGUGUGAUCGCUGGUUCCUGGGACAACACAUACACUUACGGAGUCGCACCUUCAGCAUGGACGGGAAGUGUGGACAUUCUCUUGGAGUAUUACAGCUCUAAGCAACCUGUGCGAUAUGGCCAGUGCUGGGUCUUUGCUGGUGUCUUCAACACAU
This is a messenger RNA of Mesitornis unicolor (brown roatelo), 982 nucleotides long. Its product is annotated as coagulation factor XIII A chain-like. Gene Ontology annotation, biological process: peptide cross-linking; blood coagulation, fibrin clot formation. Gene Ontology annotation, molecular function: protein-glutamine gamma-glutamyltransferase activity. The annotation marks the transcript as partial. The transcript has 6 exons. The record is from RefSeq and is a predicted model, not a curated record. NCBI's taxonomy places the organism in Eukaryota, Metazoa, Chordata, Aves, Mesitornithiformes, Mesitornithidae.